Messenger RNA from Pelodiscus sinensis (Chinese soft-shelled turtle), 2480 nucleotides. NCBI's taxonomy places the organism in Eukaryota, Metazoa, Chordata, Testudines, Trionychidae. The record is from RefSeq and is a predicted model, not a curated record.
GCUCCUUUUCUGCAGCCUGGAAUCUCCUACAUGCUUCUCCUACCGUUAUGUACAAGAAGUUUUCUGAGUUUCGUUUGUAAAGCAGAAGACUCUCUUUGAUUCUUUUCCACAUGCAAGUAUGGACAUUGUAACCUAUGAUGAUUACUCCAAUACACCGCUUCAGAGAUAUUGAGAGGAAACCUGAAUACCUCCAGCCAGACAAGUGUGUUCCACCUCCUAGCAAUAGUUCCUUGGGAACAAUGUGGUUUAUUCGAGACGGCUGUGGUAUCGCUUGUGCUGUUGUUACCUGGAUGCUUGUCUUCUAUGCAGACUUUGUAGUCCUUCUUGUUAUGUUAGUUCCGUCAAGAGAUUAUAUUUAUAGUAUGAUCAAUGGGAUAUUAUUCAACAUAUUGGCUUUCUUGGCUUUGGCUUCACAUUUUCGAGCUAUGCUAACAGAUCCAGGUGCUGUGCCUAAAGGUAAUGCCACAAAAGAGUUUAUUGAGAGUUUACAGCUGAAGCCAGGACAGGUGGUUUAUAAGUGUCCAAAAUGCUGUAGCAUCAAACCAGACAGAGCACAUCACUGCAGUGUUUGCAAGAGAUGUAUUAGGAAAAUGGAUCAUCACUGUCCAUGGGUUAAUAACUGUGUAGGAGAGAAUAACCAGAAGUACUUCGUACUGUUUACAAUGUAUAUAGCACUAAUUUCCAUGCAUGCCCUAAUCAUGGUGGGAUUUCAUUUCCUGUAUUGCUUUGAAGAAGACUGGACAAAAUGCAGCUCCUUCUCUCCACCAACUACAGUGAUCCUUCUUAUCCUCUUGUGUUUUGAAGCUCUCUUGUUUCUCAUCUUCACAUCUGUAAUGUUUGGGACCCAGGUGCACUCCAUCUGCACUGAUGAAACGGGAAUAGAACAAUUGAAAAAGGAAGAGAGAAGAUGGGCUAAAAAAACAAAAUGGAUGAACAUGAAAGCAGUAUUUGGCCAUCCGUUCUCUAUAGCAUGGCUUAGCCCAUUCGCUACUCCAGACCAAGGAAAGGCAGACCCAUACCAGUAUGUGGUCUGAAGAAUUCUUGAACAGAAUUUCCACUAAAAUUGAACCACAUUUCAGCACUACUGUUAUAAAAUUUUAUAUGAAUGUUUAAAACAAAACAAACUCUUUUUAUGUCUACUAAAGGCUGUCAAUUGCAGAGGAAAAAAACCCUGUCUUCUGCAGUUUUAGAUAAUAUUAUGUCUCCAGUGGCUGAAAGCGUCGUCUUUUUUUAAAAAAACUUGUUAACUUUACUGGCCUUUGUUUCUAUCUGCUUUCUGUAUGGCAUAACUAAUGUGAAAGAGACCCUCUCUCUCUGUUAUGCCUGUCUCUGCUGAGUGGAUAUCAUGCUAUCUCUAGACUGUGAGGAUAUCUGUGAAUGACACGUAAGUGCCAACGGUGCCAUCUUCCAACCUACACAGAUCUCUUUGGACCUCCUGAUGGUGUGAACAUCUCUGGCUGGGCAGUGGGUUGCUUUCAUAGAAGAGGACUUUAGCUGGGAAAUAGAUACUUUGCUUACUGAUCAUUGAAAGGUGGAGACGAGGGUGUGAUGCUGUGAGAGCCAAUUAAUAUUGUGACCACAUGCAGUUAAAGUAUUUAAAACAAAUGUUGCCAACAUGAUCUUUUUUGUUUUCAGAGGCAAAAUUGAUUCCAUCUUUCUGGCAUUAUUGUCUGCUCCCUCCCUUGUAAGCAGAAAAUGUUGCCCCUCUAGAGAAAAUGUUGCAGCUUUGGGUGAAAGACUUUCUUGAUUAAAUGCCUUACACUUAGAGGAAAAAGGAAAAUUCAUUAAAAAAAAACUCUUAGGAUCAUUUAAUGUAUGUUUGACUUUGAUAAAUAAGCUGUUGGAGCAAUACCUUUUCAACAGUGUUAACAUUUAGAACAUGACAACUUGCCAUGAAAGUUUAGCACUGAUGGUUUGUGUGUAGGUCCUUCUGAGCAAUUAAUUUUCUGUUUUUAGGACUGCCCCUCUUUAUAACUUUGUAAAUUUUUUCUUAUAUUUGCGUAUUUUCAAUUGGAAAGUGUCAGUGUUAAGGAGUAUGCAUGCCUACUGUCAUGAUUGUGUGGAUAGUAAACAAUGAGCCGUAAAUGGUUGAUGGAGGGACAGAACAUUCCAUCAAAAGCACAUGCAGAUAGUACUAAAUCCGUAUGUGAUUGAAAUUAAUGUUUUUGUAUUUGGGCAGAAAAUGUAUUGUAUUCUGAAUCAUUUUGAAAAGGGGCAGUUAGCAUUGUGUUCCUAGGAGCCCUCAAUCAAUCCUAAACAAAGGAAAAAUGAAAUAAGCUGUAUUCAUGGAUUCCCGAAGUAAUCUUUUCAUUUGUUGUUUAAAUACUCAAUCAAAGCCAUGGGGGAGGGAAAGGGAUUACAGGGAGGAAAAGGCUAAUGGAUCUGUCUCACUUUGAAAGUAAUGUGAAUGCUGCAUCUUUUUCAAUUCUGUCAAUGCUUCCAUAUGGAAAACAAAUGCAAUAAAACUUUUCCAAAAACUG